Molecule: messenger RNA, 606 nt
Organism: Trichoderma reesei QM6a
Lineage: Eukaryota; Fungi; Ascomycota; Sordariomycetes; Hypocreales; Hypocreaceae
Exons: 2
Coding region: 1-606 (201 amino acids)
Source: RefSeq, a predicted model, not a curated record
AUGGCUUUCAAGACGAUGAUGUUCGCCGCUCUGGCCGCCGUCCCGGCCGUCCUCGCCUUCCCCCUCGAGUCCCGAGCUGGCUGCCAGUACAACGGCCCUUGGCAGAACUUCCCUUCCAUGAGCCAGUGGCUUCCCUGGACUGAGGUCUUUGGCCGCUACGAGCAGUCCAUGGUCAACGCCGGCUCUACCUGGGACGAUGUCGGCCGCAUCAACGUCGCCAUCAGCAACGCCGCCGCCACCAUUGGCGUUGACGAGCGUGUCAUCCUCGCCAUCAUCCUCCAGGAGAGCAGCGGUUACGUCGGUGUCCCGUGCACUGGCGGCGACGACUGCGGUCUCAUGCAGUGCGAGGGCUGCCCCUCUUUCCAGGGCCAGAACGGCCUUCCCCAGGAGGACACCUCUGCCAUGAUCAACGGCGGUACCCAGCACUUCAAGGGCAACCUGGAGGACUGGGGCAACCAGUGGGCCGAGUCUUCCAUCUACCCUGCUCUGCGCGAGUACAACUCUGGCAGCGUCAACUCUGGCGACCUCAGCACUGCUGCUGGUGGCUUCGGCGUUCCUUGCUACGUCAGCGACGUCGCUCGCCGCAUGCUCGGCGAGGUCUUCUAA